UCCGCUACAGUCAUUAGCAUUGAUUAUGUCGCACCUGUACUGCUACAUUUCUGAACAAGAGCCAUUUCACAUGCGAUAGAGUGAAGCACUGAUGAUUAUUGAACUGUUUGAAGGAACAAAUAGUUCUGCCAACAGUAUGAACAGCUGCAGUGAUGUCACUAGGUGGACAUUCAGAGAGCAAGCAUCUAUCAUUUCCCCACCGUCUGAGCACAAAAGUCUGUCAUUCUCUUCAUGAAGGCUAACCAGGAUCUUCUCAGGUGGACAUAAUGAGGAGGAUGGUGGUGCUGGUGUCUGAGUACAGCUAUGACAACGGGGCGAGGGGGGGUGAGCCUCCUGUGGUGUUGCCCAACGUCACCAACAUGACCUCUCUCAACAUCAUGGAGAACAGCUGCAUGAACAAUUUCAACACUGUUGCCUGUGUGAGGAGCGGCAUUCUGGCUGGUUUGGCAGCCUUGACAGCACUUCUGUGUAUUGUUAAGCUUGUGCGCUUGCACAUAGCACGACAUCCUUCUUGCCAUCAAUAUGUCAUCUUCUAUGCUGCUGCGUUGGAAUGUGUUACAGGGGGCAUCCACUGGAUCUUCUGGAACGUGAGUCAGCUGGACUUCUUGCUGCAGUACAUGAAGCUUCUGCAAGUCCUCAUCAUGUCACACUACUACAUCACCUUGGCCAUCCGUGCCCUGCGCAAGGAAAAUCUUGCUGACCGAUUCCUGUACCCAUUCCUGUGUGUUGCUGUCCUUUACUUCACCAUCAUUACUUCACUGGGCAUUUUCAACACUGCAUCUGCUUACAUGGAAUGUAUGGCUCCUUAUUGGCUGGCCCUUUCGGGCGCGGAGCUGGUCAUCGUGCAACUGUUCGCUGUGUCUGGCUUCUACAUCACCCGCCGCCUCAAUGAGAUCAGCACCCUGGACUCUGUGCGCUGGGCUCAGAAAAGAGACCUCUGGUGCAUUGUCAUUGUAUUUGAGCUGUCAGCACUGGUCACUUUCAUGUACGACCUCGUUCUGCAGAUAGUUGGUGAUGAGGACACUGGAUGCAGUGCGAUUUUUUCCUACCUCCAGAUUGUGUACUCUCCACUGCUCGUCUCUCUCAUGGUGCUGAAGCUCCUCCUGCCUAUCUGGGUGAUGCUGUUUGUGUUCCAGCCUCAUGUGACUGUGACAGAGAGGGAUGACAUCCUGCCAGCAUUCAGCGAGGAAGGGACGUAUGGGUCUAUCUUUAGUGAUGACCAGUCAUACCGCCAGCUCUACCAACCUGCGGACAGCUUCUGCUACAGCACACCCACCCCGUCCCCCACCAGCUCCCCAUCCAUGUACGACCCGAGCGUCCCGUUUACGUACACCAACCCAGCAGUGGUGCGCUCGGGGCUGCAGACCAUCGCUGAGGAGAACAAUGAUGACGGAGAGAAGAAGAAGAACCUCCAGCAGACCGCUGCACCUGCACCAGCUCCUCCUGCUCCUCGCAGUGGCGGGUCCCCCAAGGCAGAGAGGUCGAAAUCUCGUCCAAUCAGAACCCAGGGACAGUACCAGAGGGGGAAGUAUGUCACCCGGAUCGUGUCAAAGGAAGGCCAGAAAGGCGGAGACAACUUUUAGUCUGCAUCAUUGGCUAAUACCUAGUGGCCAUUCGAGGAUCAGUUUGGUUUGGUUGGGUUCGGUUUCUGGUGGCUUUAUUGCACACGAAAAAUAGACCCCUGCCUCAAACCAAUAGCCCGUCUAGCGGCCUUGAAAACAAAUGAGCUUGGUCUUGAAGGUCAUCAUCGGUUUCGUUCGGUUUGUGCCUCGCUAGUAGGUUUCUCCCUCCAUGGAGGAAAAUCUGGCUAGCCCCGGCGACCAAACCAAUGACGAUCUUACCAUUGGGCAUUGGGUAUAAGCCAUCGUAGCUUAUGGAAGUAGCGGCACAGAACACAGAUGACAGCUAACAGCUUGCAUGAGAGGCAAAUCGGCUUUGAGGUGCACCACACGUUAGAUGGAAGCGUUCGUUAGAUGGAAGCGUUUCAAGAGUUUUAUUCUUCAAGACUUGGCAAUAGCCCCUUUCUUGUCCUCUUCUUUUUUCCUUUUCUCUUCUCAAUUAAGUAUGGAUAAUUAUUAUUUUAUUCCUCUCUCUCUCCAUUGGUCUUCUGACCUCUCUUGAUUUUAUUAUUACAUUGAGAAGACACGGAUAAUCAUUCAUAAUGACUUUGAUCUUAUUGUCUUAUAGCAAAGUGUAUUUAUUAUUCGACAUGUGUGUAUGUGUGUGUUUAUACUCACAUACAUAUAUACAUGUGUGUGUGUAUGUGUGUCUAUAUGUAUA
Aplysia californica (California sea hare) is the source of this 2280-nucleotide messenger RNA. RefSeq lists its product as uncharacterized. Lineage: Eukaryota; Metazoa; Mollusca; Gastropoda; Aplysiida; Aplysiidae. Bases 267 to 1583 code for a protein of 438 amino acids. The transcript has 13 exons. The record is from RefSeq and is a predicted model, not a curated record.